Messenger RNA from Necator americanus (New World hookworm), 204 nucleotides. RefSeq lists its product as uncharacterized. The record is from RefSeq and is a predicted model, not a curated record. The coding region runs from base 1 to 204 and encodes 67 amino acids. Lineage: Eukaryota; Metazoa; Nematoda; Chromadorea; Rhabditida; Ancylostomatidae. The transcript has a single exon.
AUGAAAACAACCGGAAAACUACAUAUGACCACAGCGUGGAUGCAUGUGAUGAUCACGUGGCCACAUUCAACGGCUGUCCAGAAGACGGCUGGCGCUCAACUCUACACUCAACCGCUGAACUGCGUAUUAGCGCCGGCAAUGCGGAACAAGACGAAAUUGAAGCGGACAACGUUCAAGGCCGUCUGUAUGUUUGUAGAGAUCUGA